GGGACCAAGCGGCAGCGCCGGGCGAGCAGCGGGGGGCCCCGGGAGAAGCGGGGGCGGCCGAGCCAGGACCCCCCUCCCGCUCCUCCUUACCGGCGGCGUCGCAGCCGCCAACAGCCGGGGCCGCUGCCGCCGCCUCCUGCUGCAGCCUCCACCGUCCCGAGUCCCUCGGAGCCGCUGCUGCUGACGCCGCCGCCGCCUCCUUCACUGGCCCCUGCGGGGCCCCCGUUGGCUGCCCCGCUGGCGGCCUCGGCGCUCUUCACCUUUUCGCCGCUGACGGUGAGCGCGGUCGGGCCCAAGCACAAGGGCCACAAGGAGCGCGAGAGGCACCGGCACCACCACCACCACGGCAGCGACCCCGGCUCGUCGGGUGUCGCCGGCCCAAAGCACAAGGGCAAGCGGGAAAACGGUGACCAGAGUGGCGGGUUGUCUCCGGCCAAGGCUCCCAAGAGAGAAACACCAGAUGAAAAUGGCAAAACCCAGAGGGCUGAUGACUUUGUCAUGAAGAAAAUAAAGAAGAAAAAGAAAAAGAAACAUCGAGAAGAUAUGCGUGGGAGACGCCUUAAAAUGUACAACAAAGAAGUACAGACUGUCUGUGCUGGCCUGACCCGAAUUAACAAGGAGAUUCUGACACAAGGACAGGUGAAUAACAGUUCAGGAGUUAACAAGGAAUCCUUCAGGUAUCUGAAAGAUGAGCAGUUGUGCCGACUGAAUUUGGGCAUGCAAGAAUACCGGGUACCCCAGGGAGUCCAAACACCAUUUAUGACUCACCAGGAGCAUUCUAUUCGUAGCAACUUCUUAAAAACAGGCACUAAAUUUAGUAACUUUAUUCACGAGGAGCACCAGUCCAAUGGUGGUGCUCUAGUUCUUCAUGCCUACAUGGAUGAACUCUCAUUUUUGUCUCCAAUGGAGAUGGAGAGGUUUUCUGAAGAGUUCCUUACUCUGACAUUCAGUGAAAAUGAAAAAAAUGCAGCUUACUAUGCUUUAGCAAUAGUGCAUGGGGCAGCUGCUUAUCUGCCUGACUUCUUGGACUAUUUUGCUUUUAAUUUUCCCAACACUCCAGUGAAAAUGGAAAUUCUGGGCAAGAAAGAUAUUGAAACAACAACUAUUUCAAACUUUCAUACUCAGGUCAACAGGACAUACUGCUGUGGAACCUACCGAGCAGGUCCUAUGCGGCAGAUAAGUCUUGUGGGAGCAGUAGAUGAAGAAGUUGGUGAUUAUUUUCCAGAAUUCCUUGAUAUGUUAGAAGAAUCACCAUUUCUGAAAAUGACUUUGCCCUGGGGUACACUCUCCAGUCUCAGACUCCAGUGUAGAUCCCAGAGUGAUGAUGGACCUAUAAUGUGGGUGAGACCAGGAGAACAGAUGAUCCCUACAGCAGAUAUGCCAAAGUCACCCUUCAAAAGACGCCGAUCAAUGAAUGAAAUUAAAAACCUCCAGUACCUACCUCGGACCAGUGAGCCCCGAGAGGUUCUCUUUGAAGACAGAACGAGAGCCCAUGCUGAUCAUGUAGGUCAGGGGUUUGACUGGCAGAGUACGGCCGCUGUUGGGGUUUUGAAAGCUGUACAGUUUAGUGAAUGGAGCAACCAACCUCGAAUAACCAAAGAUGUGAUUUGUUUUCAUGCUGAGGACUUUACUGAUGUUGUGCAGAGACUUCAGUUAGACCUCCAUGAACCUCCAGUGUCACAGUGUGUUCAGUGGGUGGAUGAAGCUAAACUAAACCAAAUGAGGCGAGAAGGCAUUCGUUAUGCUAGAAUCCAGCUGUGUGAUAAUGAUAUCUACUUCAUCCCAAGAAAUGUCAUUCAUCAGUUUAAAACUGUGUCUGCAGUAUGCAGUUUAGCCUGGCACAUAAGGCUUAAGCAGUACCACCCUGUUGUGGAAGGCCCUCAGAAUGCAGAAAAUAAUGCCAACAUAGAUUUUGGUAUCACUGCAAAGUCAGAAUCGGAAGCUAACUCUCAGUGUGUGAGUAUAAAAACGGAGUCGGAAGGAACAAGUGCAGAGACGCAGCUUUUGACAACUGCAUCUUCAUCUUUCUCAACUCCGUCAGGACUUGUACAACAAGAUCAAGGGGUUCAGCUCCUUCCAGCUGUAAAGUUGGAACCCAGCCUGGAAUCUGACCAACCACACGAUCCACAGGACCAUCCAAGUACUCCUGUGUGA
Gracilinanus agilis (Agile Gracile Mouse Opossum) is the source of this 2154-nucleotide messenger RNA. RefSeq names its product round spermatid basic protein 1 (gene RSBN1). The annotation marks the transcript as partial. The record is from RefSeq and is a predicted model, not a curated record. Gene Ontology annotation, cellular component: nucleus. The transcript is spliced from 7 exons. Lineage: Eukaryota; Metazoa; Chordata; Mammalia; Didelphimorphia; Didelphidae.